AUGCAAACGUCACUUUCGGUUUCUUCCACAGUGCCUUUAUCUUCAACGGCUUCAAUUCUGCUGGAACUAGGCUCGAGCAUCGAAGGUCCAGUGGGAUCUCAGCCCAUUCCCAAGAAAUCUCAGCAGAUCCGCACAGAUAAACCCAGACCUCACGUUUGCACCGUUUGCACUCGAGCAUUUGCCAGAUUGGAGCAUUUGAAGCGCCAUGAGCGAGCCCACACGAAUGAAAAGCCGUAUCAGUGUGCUGCGUGUGGAAGGUGCUUUGCUAGGAGAGACUUGGUCUUGCGACACCAGCAGAAAUUGCACAGCAGCUUGCCAAAUAUCAUGAGGAGAGGUUCGUCAAAGGAUUUGGACAUAAAUGAGCAUAUAAACGUGUUACAUAACAAUACCGAUGCAAAUGCCCCGUUGCCCGAUGGCUCCUUGCCGGAGUAUGAUCCAGAAACUGGGGAAAGAACUGGUAACGGCGGCCAUGAAGCUCUUAAGCCGACAUUUAAAACUGCUUUGUUUGGUGAAUAUUCAAUCAGCAAUAGCAAUAGCAAUAGCAAUAGCAAUAGCAGCAACGGCAACAGCAACCCCACGAGCAACUCCACGAGCAACCAAACGUCGAGCUCACUGCCACUACCACUGAUAGGUGUAGCAUCUCCAAUAACAAUUAGCAACAACUCACCACGACCAAGUAUCACUUUGCACAGCAGCUCGCACAGAAACAGCGUAUCGUUUCAUCAACCAAAAUCAACCCCCAUGUCGAGGCAUAGCUCGUUGAAGGUGGAAUCUUCGGCAAGGAGACGCUCAUCUUUUGCUAAAAAGGAAUAUCAGCCCGAUGUUUCGGGCUCUCCUCUACGCAAAAAGUCAUUCAAAAGUAACCAAAAUGGAGAAGCAAUAAAAAACAUUCCGUCACAUUUAUCAAACAAUUAUAGACACGCUUCGUAUUCGGCAGCUUCGGGGAUCUCUUACACUUCGAAUCGAGAAGCCAAGACUAUACAAGAGUCUGCAGCCAAUUUCACAGAUGCUGCGCCUACUCAUGUCCAAUUCGGCACGCCUCCGUCGGGCCCACAUAGUGAAGAGUAUCAAAGAAUAUUGGGGAUGACGGAUCUAAUGGACUGGGGUAAUAUGGAUGCGUUGGACUUGAAUGACGAUGAAAAAAAGUUUGCCUUGAGACAAAAGUCGUUGAAGAACUUGCACGAUUUCUUCACCGAUGACUCGAUGAAACUUAAGCCUGUUCAUAUGGAGCGGGCACAAACUAUGCCUCACCCGGACACAAUCUUUGAAAUCAAUGGACAGCUUUUCUUAAGUGAUCCCCAUCAUCAGCAACAACAACAACAACAACAACAACAACAACAACACCAGAACAAUGCGGAAGUUGCAAAUACAGCGCAUCCGAUGCAGGUUUCACCUCAAACAGCAAAUUCUAUAAAAUUGGAUACACCACAGCUGCAGGUGCAGGUGCAACCGCCACCAACCCAGGCACCAACCCAGGCACCAACCCAGGCACCAACCCAUGCACCGACACAGGCGCCAAUUAUCCAAGUUGCUUCCAAACCAGCAGAAGGUCUGCCGCAUUCGCACCAGGGCUCUAUAUCCUCGGUGGGAAGCAUCAACCCUCAACAGUUGAACAGAACUAGUGAGAACUCGAGCGUUUCCAAACGUUCCAGAUCGGUAAUGGAAAAUACAGCCGAGACGUCGAUGCAUAUGCAAAUCAACACGGCAAAUAGCGACACGGAGUGGAUCCAGGACUUGGUGCAUCCGCAAUUUGAAUUCACCGGCAACUUUAGCCUCAAUACAAGCUUUGAUGAUUUAAAAGGAUAUUUCAAUGCUUCCAAACAGAAUCUAGACCCUAAUGCGAGCUUCCCCAAAAAGCAGGCUCAAGAUUUUAUGCAACAACUACUUGCUGGCGCUGGUGCUAAUAUUGCUGGCGCUGGCGCCAGCGGGGGAGUCACUACCGAAACCAUUGACUAUUCCAUCGAGUUUCCAGCCAAUUUCUACUCCCAGGAGUCUAGUUUAAUUACGGAGGAAAUAAGAGAACGAAUGGUUACGUCUGCGGGAAUCAGCAGCCAAGAUUUCCCAUCGUUAGACAAUCUCAAACACUAUGUUCAGCUUUACGAGUACGGAUUCAACAAGUAUUUCGCAUUCAUUCAUUUCCCGACAUUAAAGAAAUCACGCUCCAAUCUUGACAAUAUUCCCUUGAUUCUCGCUAUUGCUGCCAUUGGCUCAUUAUACGCCUACAAUAACCAUGACGCAUUGGUUUUAUUCAAUCUAUCCAAAUACCACAUUCAAAGCUUUUUUGAAAAAGAAUUGAUUGGUGACUUGAUUCAGUUUAAAAAAGUGCCAUUAAUGGCUCAUCAGUGCCUUGUGUUACACAUUAUGAUUUCGCUAUUUUUCAACGAGCCGAAUAUGCUCGACAUCACGUUGCGGCAGGUCAAAUCCAUGAUUGGAUUGAUCAAGUCGACCUCGUUUAACGAACCCUUGGAACAAAUCUUGAUGCCGCCUCAGCCUAUCCUACAGGGCACGGCAGCUGCAGGUGUAGAUGCAAACCAACAAUCAAUCCAGAAUAACUUUGACUAUUUCAUCAUGGCCCAAUCGAGAAUCCGGACUUUGCAGAUUUUCUAUCUUUUGCAAAAUUUCAGAUCUUAUAUGACGGGUGCGCCCAUGCUAUUUAGUUCUUCUUUGUUAAAAAGUGGAUCCUAUUGCACCAAUGUUGCUCUUUGGUGGUCGAAAGAUGCUGCUAGUUGGUACGCCAAUGUUUGCAAGACUUUCCCCAUGGGCUGGUCAAUUGUUGAGGUCAGUAAUGGCAUUAGAGUGGAAAAUUUGAUUCGCUUUAUUCACAAUCCACAUGUUCAAACGCCAGUGAUUUCCUUGGAAGACAUGUUGACCAUGUUAUUCCACCUUCACGAACAACUUGCCGACGAAUUGAACCCGCAGCAGUCCUUUGUCAAGUGGAAUAUUGAGCAAAGAACCAAAUUUGUGCAGUUGGUGAACAAUUGGGAAUAUUUAUUUACUAGAAACUACGGAAGUUUGAACAUUACUAUCCAGAACCGCAACGACUUGAAUUUCAAGCCCGAGGUGAAAUUGAUCAUUCCGAUUUGGUUGUUGUUGAAGCUUAAAAUGACCGUCAAGGUUAGUCCGAUUUUGUUGGCCAUGCUACAAAAGGAUUACAGUUCGAUGAAUAAAGAAUUGGACUUUUUGGAUUACAAGGAGUCCAACUAUGGUGUCUUGAGCAACUCCUUAACUUCAAGUUGCCAAAUUCUUGAUCUUUGGGUGCAUGCAUCUGAAACCAUCAGUUUUGACGUUCGAGAGACCGCGGUGAGGACGCCGGUGCUUCUCAUUUGCUCGAUUUUUGUGAGCAUCAUUGUUAUUGCCACAUUCCUCGACUACCUUGAGCAGCAAUGCAAAACACGAGACUUGUCCAAUCGAGAGCUACUCGGUUGGUUUCAGUGUCAUGAGAUUUUGCUCAGGAUCGGCAAGGUUUUGAGCGUCAGCGUCCAAUCGGUGUAUCUGGAUGUGUUGACCAAAAAUUUUAAGGAGGAUGUUUCGUCAACGGCGCUUUUUAACGAGCAGAACCAAGGUCCUCCGCCUCGCAUUCUUCACCUAAGUCAAGAGCGGAAUCGCUUGGACGAUGACUUGGCUAGGGAGAUUGACGUUGAAGCUAAUAGAAUUCGCGCUCUUCAGUUGGGUGAAGAGAUUAGAGAUCAAGUCAUAAAGAACAAUUUAUCGAGGCGUGCUUUUUAUUUGGGGAUCAGGAUUUUGGCAGAUGCGCCAGUGUGGCCCACGUCGAUGGGAUUUGCAGAAGCGUUGCAGAUUAGAGCCAUGUUUGUUGCCCAGCACAGAUCGCCUCUGCAACUGCCCCAACGUCAACCACAACAACAGCAUCAACAACAACCACAACAACAGCAGCAACCACAACAAGCACAACCACCAGCACCACCACCGCCACCACAACAGCUGCGGUUUCAACCUCAACCACCUUCGCAACCGUUCCCCUCACAGCUGCAACCGCAUUUCCGACAACACGAGUCACUUUUUUAA
Molecule: messenger RNA, 4023 nt
Organism: Lodderomyces beijingensis
Lineage: Eukaryota; Fungi; Ascomycota; Pichiomycetes; Serinales; Debaryomycetaceae
Source: the annotation of a GenBank genome assembly